UUGAGCUCCCGGUUCCCGGGACUACAGCAGCCUGGCUGCCGCGCAGUAACAGCGACCCGCCAAGACCUUCUCUGUCUGGCUGGGAUAUUAACUGAACUGCUGGGAACACAACACCGACAGGCGGGUCGCUAAAGUCCUCGAAUCAAACACUUGACGGACUAAACUCUCACUUGAAUGGAAGCGGACGGUUUCGUGUGCCGGCGAACGUCCGUGGAAACGCCGGGCGUCGAUAGCCGGGUCGCAGGCGCCGCAGCCGAGGCAGAGUUUCGAUGGCUGGGCGGCAGGCUCCUGGACACCACUGGAGGAAUUGUCGGGUCUCUUUCAUCAAGAAUGGCAGGGGAACAGGACUUUGCCCCGGUGUUGCAUCGAGCAACUCCGGAGACCUCGACCUUUGUCGAGCCAGAAGUAGACUAUGAAGGAUUGCCUCAGGGAGUAGCCACCAGCACACACAUGCUGGCAGGAUCCGUGGCUGGAAUCAUGGAGCAUUGCCUUAUGUAUCCCAUCGACUGUGUCAAGACUCGAAUGCAGAGCCUACAUCCUGAACCAGGAGCACGCUACAGGAACGUUAUGGACGCCCUGCGGCAGAUUGUGCGGACUGAGGGCGUGUGGCGGCCAAUCAGAGGUGUGAAUGUGCUGGCGGUGGGCGCGGGCCCCGCCCACGCUCUCUACUUUGCCUGCUACGAGAAGAUCAAGUUUUCACUCGGUGACGCAAUUCACCCCGGCACUAACAGCCACUUUGCUAAUGGAGUGGCGGGCUGCAUGGCCACAUUGCUGCACGACGCCAUCAUGAACCCAGCUGAAGUUGUGAAACAGCGAAUGCAGAUGUUCAACUCACCUUACCGCAGCGUGGUGGACUGCAUGGGCUCGUUGCUGAGGCGCGAGGGACCUGCCGCCUUCUACCGCAGCUACACCACCCAGCUGACCAUGAACGUGCCCUUCCAGGCGCUCCACUUCAUGACCUACGAGUACCUCCAGGAGCUCCUCAACCCUCACAGACAGUACAACCCUUCCUCUCACGUUGUGUCCGGUGCGCUGGCCGGAGCCCUGGCCGCCGCUGCCACCACUCCCCUCGACGUCUGUAAAACCCUCCUCAACACACAGGAGGCUCAGGCUAUUCAUGUGAUCCAGGCCGAGGCAGCAGCCGGAGCGGUCGGAGCAGCCGCCACCAGCCGCCACAUCUCUGGUCUGGGCGAGGCCUUUCGGACGGUAUACAGAAUGGGAGGCAUGCCAGCUUUCUUCAAGGGCGUCCAAGCCCGAGUCAUCUACCAGAUGCCCUCCACAGCCAUCAGCUGGUCAGUCUACGAGUUCUUCAAAUACAUCAUCACCAAGCGGCAGCAUGAGAGACGGCUGCGUGGAGACCGUGACGGAGACAAAUAAACACCUGGCAGUAGGAUUGGGUAUCAGAAACACAAAGGUUUAUUGCACCAUACCGAUCACUGGUAUCGGUAUUGAUUUGUAACAUCUGAAGGUUUGAAAAAACCCAGAAUUUUAGGUUCUUUGAGCAAAAAGUCAACAAUUAUCUUGUUUACUGAGAUCAAUUAAGCUCAGUCUGAUCUAGUCUUUCGUUAGAUGUGGGGUUGAAAAAAUUUCCAUUAUAGCCAUCCAUGGCUGACAGGAAGUGAUGAUGCUACUUCCUGCAUUUGCUUUCAAAAAGCAACUAAUUUAUGGAGUCAUUUAGUAACGGUAAAGUUGGAUUUGUCCCCUUGAUCAAAGGUUACUUCCUCGUGACCUCUUACACUGCAGUUUGUUAGCAUUUAGACAUUUUUGUUUUGAUCCUGGACUCCAGCACACAAAGACUCUGAAGUCAAAGUGCUGACUAAGCUUUAAUUUUACGGUGUUUAUAUUCACUUCCAAUGAACUUGGUAGAAAUUGUAGCAUUUUUAUACACACCACCCAACAGGACAAAAAGUCCUACACUGAUGGGAAAACUCUCAGAUACCCUUAAAGCAGAAAGUCAGCACUUUAACAUCAUAGUUACAAUCCUCUGGGUUUGAGUCCCGAGUCUAAACAAAAAUGUGUCCCUAUCCAAAUACUGUAGAACUGGGUGAACACCCACCUCUUAACUGCACAUGUUGCACUUCUGAAGUAUUAAAACCAUAUUACACUCUGACCACAGGGGUGGGCUUACAAUAACAGAAAAGAAAAGGACAAAAAAAAAAAACAGAAAAAACAAAGGGAUGUUACAGAAUCAGCAAUAUUGGAUUAGUCUGAAUACUUGUGCUGGUGUACAGUAACACUUCACCCAGAGCGAGAAACAUAAAAACUGUUGUGAAACAAGUAAUUACAUUCAAAUUACGCAAUUCCAUCUCUCUCAUACGGGCGACACAUAGCCUGUAAGUUUUGGUUUGACAAUAACUCAAGUAUUCAACACUUGAGUGGAGAAGGGGUGUGUGUGUGUGUGUGUGUGUGUGUGUGUGUGUGUGUGUGUGUGUGUGUGUGCGUGCGUGCGUGCGUGCGUGCGUGCGUGCGUGCGUGCGUGCGUGCGUGCGUGCGUGCGUGCGUGCGUGCGUGCGUGCGUGCGCGUGUGAAACAUUCAGUGCAGCAAAAAUGAUGCAAUAUCUUUUAAAGAAGUCCUUGGUUAACACAAUUAUAACAUUUCAACAAACUGAAAAUGUUCAUUUUCAGACAAAAAAUUGUUCAUAAACUAAGGAGCUUUUAUUUUCUCCUCAUAGUUCAUAUGUAGGGUUUUGGAACAAGAAUCUUUUUAUUGCAGACAACAAAAAAGGCAAGAGCAUUCACCUUAGACAAACACUUUUGAUCAGUUUUACUUAGUUUUCAUUGUAAAUCGCACAGCAUCCUAGCACUUAAUAGCUACUUCUUUAUCAUUGUUAGGAUAAAAAGUAACUUUGACACGUACGAGUAUGGAGGAUAAAAAUCUACUUCUACACAUGCCUUCAGUUAGCCGCCAUACAUCCAACGCACAACUACUACAAAGAAAUCCUCAGAUAUAGAAGUAAUAUUGUGUUUUGAAGCCAUAAAUUGUACCUAAUAUAUAUACAUAUAUAAAUAUGGGCAAAUAUAGAUAAACCCAAAAUCUCUAACCAGCUAAGUUUUGGAGCUAACUUGUAUGUUGGAAUAUACGAAUAAGAAACCAUACAAGUUUUAUCAAGACUGCUCUGUAAAAAAAUAAAUGCAGGUUUUUGUAGAAAGUGCACAAAAUCCUCACCUGGAAGGAGGCAAAAAGGAAAACCUGGAUGACUCUAAAAUUCAGACAGAUCAUAUGUGUGUGUGUGGUGGGGGGGGGGGGGGAGACAAAGUGGAUAAAGAGUAUUUAAUUAUGACUGUAGGAGUGUUCCUCAUGUUAAGCCAAGUUUAAACAUUGGGAAACCAAAGACUGAGAGCAACAGAGAAAGGCAGGAGAGGAACUGGUGGUUUGUCAGAUGACAACACUAAUGUGAAAUGCUUGAACACUGUUUGAAAGCGACGCCUGUAUUUUGUGAAUUGUAAAUAAACUCGCUAAGGCAGCUCCUCGCAGAAGCAGGGUCUUCUCUUGGUGCUGGCUCUCCAAGCGCUGAGAGAAUUUAUAA
This is a messenger RNA of Lates calcarifer (barramundi perch), 3527 nucleotides long. RefSeq names its product mitoferrin-2. Bases 175 to 1377 code for a protein of 400 amino acids. The transcript is spliced from 4 exons. Lineage: Eukaryota; Metazoa; Chordata; Actinopteri; Centropomidae. Gene Ontology annotation, biological process: iron import into the mitochondrion. Gene Ontology annotation, molecular function: ferrous iron transmembrane transporter activity. The record is from RefSeq and is a predicted model, not a curated record. Gene Ontology annotation, cellular component: mitochondrial membrane.